Molecule: messenger RNA, 1005 nt
Organism: Schistocerca piceifrons (Central American locust)
Lineage: Eukaryota; Metazoa; Arthropoda; Insecta; Orthoptera; Acrididae
Product: golgin subfamily A member 6-like protein 22
Exons: 3
Coding region: 1-1005 (334 amino acids)
Source: RefSeq, a predicted model, not a curated record
AUGCAUGAGUCGGCCUUUGAAGCUCCGGGGGUGAAAACAAAAUUGGCAAGAGGAGGCCUAAGCAAAAGGCUGAGUACUUGGCUUGGUGAAGAUCAACAGCGCUGCGAAGAGCAAGAACAGCGCUGCGAAGAGCAAGAACAGCGCUGCGAAGAGCAAGAACAGCGCUGCGAAGAGCAAGAACAGCGCUGCGAAGAGCAAGAACAGCGCUGCGAAGAGCAAGAACAGCGCUGCGAAGAGCAAGAACAGCGCUGCGAAGAGCAAGAACAGCGCUGCGAAGAGCAAGAACAGCGCUGCGAAGAGCAAGAACAGCGCUGCGAAGAGCAAGAACAGCGCUGCGAAGAGCAAGAACAGCGCUGCGAAGAGCAAGAACAGCGCUGCGAAGAGCAAGAACAGCGCUGCGAAGAGCAAGAACAGCGCUGCGAAGAGCAAGAACAGCGCUGCGAAGAGCAAGAACAGCGCUGCGAAGAGCAAGAACAGCGCUGCGAAGAGCAAGAACAGCGCUGCGAAGAGCAAGAACAGCGCUGCGAAGAGCAAGAACAGCGCUGCGAAGAGCAAGAACAGCGCUGCGAAGAGCAAGAACAGCGCUGCAAAGAGCAAGAACAGCGCUGCAAAGAGCAAGAACAGCGCUGCAAAGAGCAAGAACAGCGCUGCAAAGAGCAAGAACAGCGCUGCAAAGAGCAAGAACAGCGCUGCAAAGAGCAAGAACAGCGCUGCAAAGAGCAAGAACAGCGCUGCAAAGAGCAAGAACAGCGCUGCAAAGAGCAAGAACAGCGCUGCAAAGAGCAAGAACAGCGCUGCAAAGAGCAAGAACAGCGCUGCAAAGAGCAAGAACAGCGCUGCAAAGAGCAAGAACAGCGCUGCAAAGAGCAAGAACAGCGCUGCAAAGAGCAAGAACAGCGCUGCAAAGAGCAAGAACAGCGCUGCAAAGAGCAAGAACAGCGGUGCAAAGAGCAACCGAACUGCAAUCUACGCAUAAAUGAAAACAAAGCGAUCGCUGCAUACUAA